Messenger RNA from Micropterus dolomieu (smallmouth bass), 2617 nucleotides. RefSeq names its product thyroid stimulating hormone subunit beta a (gene tshba). Bases 1824 to 2264 code for a protein of 146 amino acids. The transcript has 3 exons. Gene Ontology annotation, molecular function: hormone activity. NCBI's taxonomy places the organism in Eukaryota, Metazoa, Chordata, Actinopteri, Centrarchiformes, Centrarchidae. Gene Ontology annotation, biological process: G protein-coupled receptor signaling pathway. Gene Ontology annotation, cellular component: extracellular region; cytoplasm. The record is from RefSeq and is a predicted model, not a curated record.
UGCAAGUGGCAGGAGUUUGGUCCACUCUGGAUAAACUAUAGACUGAGUAGACUAUUAAAAUGAGUUCACUUUAGUUAAUAAUCCAUCAAAGACACUGAAGUCAGCCAAACUGUCAGUGAUUGUAAAAGGUAGUGAUCCUGUGGUGUGCCUGAGAGCGUGUUCUGAGGCCUGAGACUCCCUGUUUUCAAGAUGUCUCCAUUUCUUAUGAAAUGAAAUGACAUAGUGACCCAUCCAGGAGGGGUCUUUAUACAGCUCCAGGUUUAUCAGUAGAUAUUGGCUAUGUAAGGAAUUUCCACAGGCGAGGCAGGGUAAAUCUUCAAGGUUGGGUCACUACUCCUACUGUCACAUCCUUUUUUAUGUGUCACAUGUGAUUACCAUUGCUUUAUUUAGUACAUCUAAGGUCUAUAUUGGAUUAUCAGCCCAGUGAUGCAUGGACAAGUGUGUCAUUUCAAACUCAAAAACACAUUGGUGUGUGUAGGGGGUGGGGUUGUAACAACUACAGCAAGAAAACAUUGAAAAUGAAAAAAGUAGGUGUAAGAUGUUGUCGAGGACAUUUGUCAAUACAACAGAUAUUAAGUGUGAUUACUUGUCAGAUGAGUAAUCUAAUGAAUAGAGAUGUUAUGGUUGAGUUCACUGAAGUCCCUCUUAAUGAGAGCAUCAAAUCCAGUAAACUUAGAAGGUUAAUGUAAAAUGGCAGAUACUGUUAAUGUUUGAGUAGGUAUAAGAGGUAGAUGAAAUGAGCUGCUAAAAUGGACAUUGACCUUAAACCCAGUUAACCAUAUCCAUUGUAAAAGUGUCAUUAGAUGAGGACUUAAAGUCAGUAAGAAGUACUGAUAUUGAAAUGAAAAAGAGGACAUCAGUCUGUCCAGUGUAUUUGUGAGCCCAAUUAUGACACAGCCCAGGAAUGCCAAGAAAAGUGUUUGUCUGUAGGAAUCAUAUUGAACUAUAAAUACAGAGAAAAUAAUAACGAACAACAGUGACAUUAAAAUGCUUUACAAUGAUGACUUAAUGUGUUGGAGAGACUUUGACUAUCCUCGACAAUCAUUAAACAAAAAUAUAGAUAAGUAAAUCCCUGUAGUUUGGCAGUGUUUGGCGGAAAAUUGUACUCCUCACUUUUUAAGCCAAGGCAGUGACUUGUCAGUAUGUUGAAGUCUGUAUCUGAAGAAUUUGUUUAGAGAUAAAUGCUGAUGUCUGCUCUUUUUUACUUCCUGUGAGAGCAGAUUAGAUAACCUAGCUCUGAAUGUUUUCCACUUAUGUUCCUUACAGGUUUGAACUGUGGCAGCUUGUGAAUUGACUUGUGCACAUUGCUGACUGGUGUCGAUUUUUGUAACCCAUAAUGCACGAAGCAGGAUUUGGACAUACACGCUCAGAAAGUGUGAAAUCUGAAAUAUUUUGUGUUACAAGAGGUGCUGCUUCUUCAGUUUUCAGUUUUUUUCUUUCUUUUCGCAGAUUAGGUUUGUUUUGGAAAAUGAGGUAAAACUCAGGUUAACAUUUAAGCGACACUUUACAUAAUUCUCUCAAGCAGAAAUAAAGCUUUGGGGCAUUUUGUGACAUCUAGUGGAUGCUGUUUUGUGUCAGUUUCCUUGGUUACUGCAUGAUCUUUGUUCAUGAAGGAAAUUAUUCAUGUCAUCCACAUAAUGGACUGAGUUCAGUUCUUCCUUUUCGUCACAGAUAGAAGAUAAGCUAGCUUUGAUGAAGGUGAAUUAUUUUUGCAUAAAUACUGUUCAGCAGGGUUGUUCAGAUUCACAGCAUCGUCAGGACUGCAGGUUCCAACGUCUGUCGAGCAGGUUCCAAACUGAUUGAGAAAAAUAACAUUGCUUAACAUGGAGACUGCAGUGUUCACCUGCUGGCUCAUUUUUCUGCUCUUCAGCCCAGCUGUUCCCAUGUGUUUACCCACUGACUUCACCCUUUAUGUGGAGAGGCCAGAGUGCGACUAUUGUGUGGCCAUCAACACUACCAUCUGCAUGGGAUUUUGCUACUCAAGGGACAGCAACAUGAGGGAGAUACUCGGCCCACGCUUUCUUAUCCAGAGAGGCUGUACCUACGACAAGGUGGAAUACCGUACAGCCAUACUGCCCGGCUGUCCCGUCGAUGCCAACCCUGUCUUCACCUACCCUGUGGCUCUCAGCUGCCACUGUGGUGCCUGCAAGACAGACAGCGACGAGUGUGCACACAGGGCCAGCGUGGACGGAGCUAGGUGUACCAAACCAGUCAGACGUAUCUACCCAUACCCUGGACAGAGCAACUACUUGAUCCCUUUCUGAUUCUUCUGUUAUCGUUCAUAGCUUGUCUCUUUUUUCAUUAAAAUUACAAUGUUGCAUUUUGUUUGACGUCAUCCUUUAGCUUGGGAUGGAUACAGUUACAUCUGCACUGUCUGUACUGAUAGGCCUAACUACUGUACCAGCCUCUUUUUAUUGUGCCUUUGUUGCCCAACCUGUCUGUGCUGCAGCUCUGCUUCUCAGUUUACAAUGGGGGGUUGGCCCAGUUGCAUUUUUUGUCAGCUUCAUUAUUUAUCGUCCUGUACACUUGUGUGUGUGUGACUCUUGUACUUAUUAUGUUUACUCUGAAAGGGGAUACUCUGAGUGCAACUCAAUUAAAGCUGAAGUCUCUAAAUAGC